AUCGUAAUGUCGUAUUUGUUGUUGUCCUAUAGCGUUUGUUUUACUCUUUUCUGUAUUCCUUGAUGUUUUUGUAAGAAUUUAUAAAAAAAGAAAAAUCAAUGCAAAAUGCAGAAAAAAGAAAUCUGCUCAUGUGACAUCAUACAUGAUGCGAGAAAAAGCGGGAAAAAGUCAGGCAAAGUUGUAUCACGGAAAUGUCAGUUCUUUAAUUUAUUUAUUUACACAUAUUAUGAUUCUGGCUCUUGUUUGAUUACACGAUGGCCGAUGAAUUCCCAGAUCCGGAUGAAGAAUUUGAUCUUAUUCAUCAAGCAGACUAUGAGACUUUGAGAGAGUUAGAAGAAGAUAAGUUUUUCACAAAAAGACAAUUAUCACAGCCUGGUCCCAGUGGAAUAUCUCAAACAGCAAACAGAAAUAAACAACAAGCUAGUGUCGAAGUCUCUAUUCCCUCACAACUGACAAGUUGCAAUGAAAUUAUUGACAAUAAUACACCUAGCACUAGUAGGAAACGCACUUAUGAGGAACUCUUUGGAGAUAUCAGCGAUCUUUUAGGAAAUGAUGUUUCAGUUGACUUUGAGGAACCAAAGGAAAAGAAACUUCGAUGGGAUCAACCUGAGGAAGUCAUUAAAAAAAUAUUGGAUGCUAGACAAUUGAUAUAUGAACAUACUGGAAAUAAUUUAAUGACAACAAAGUAUAAGGGAAACAAGAAGAAUUCAAUUUCCUUGCGCGUCCCACAAUGGAAUUUUGUAGCAGUCACAAGGACAUAUGAUUCUCAACGUCUGUAUGUCAGAGUUAAGAAUAUUCAGAAUGAUGUCAAACAGUCCACCAAGCCAUUUACCAACUUGCUUUCCAUACCCUAUAAACAGUUGAAAGCUCAAGCUGAAGAAGUUAUAACAAGAAAGAAAGAAUUGUCAAUACAGAUGAUAUCAAAUCUACAAGAAACAAAGAACAUAGUCAAUGAUGAGUUAUGGGUCGACAAAUAUCGACCUCGAUCCUACAUAGAAUUACUCUCGGACGAAACUGUUAACAGAGAACUCUUACAUUGGCUGAAACUUUGGGACAAGAUAAUAUUUAAUCGGAAUAUCAGUAAAAUAAAGAAUAAAACAAAAUUACCUGAGUUUGGAACGAAUGAGGAGGAUAAGAUUGAGGAAGUGGAUAGCAAAGGAUAUCCAAUAAAAAGAAUAGCUUUGCUCAGUGGACCACCAGGAUUAGGUAAAACAACUUUGGCACAUAUAGCGGCUAGACAUGCCGGCUACAAUGUUGUUGAGGUCAACGCGAGCGAUGAAAGGAGUCCGGAUAUGUUCAGACAGAUCCUCCUCGCGUCGACAGAAAUGAAAUCCGUGAUUGGCGCUGAUCCGCGACCUAACUGUUUGAUUUUCGACGAGAUCGAUGGCGCACCGGCUGCAUCCAUCGAACUUUUACUAAAGUUUGUUCAAGGAAAAUUAAUAUCAAAAACUAAAAAAGGAAAAAACCAGGCAGAAAAAAUGUCAGACGGCUGUACGCGUCCUGUGGUGUGCAUCUGUAAUGAACCGUACGCGCCAACAUUACGAACAUUGAGAGCCACCGCUGUAAUAAUACCAGUGCCGGAAGUAAGUCCCUUGAGAUUAGCCGAACGUCUAAUGGAAAUAGGGAGAAAAGAAAACUUGACCUUGGAUUUUGGCGAUCUUGUCAAAAUAGCGGAGAGGUCUGCUUGUGACGUGCGAUCUUGCGUAGGAGCGAUACAGUAUAUGGGUAAUACGGAACUGAAGGAUAACUUAUCUCUAGGUCUAAAAGAUACCCGUAAAAACUUGUUCGAUUCGUGGAAAAGUAUCUUAACGAUCCCCAUACACAGAGGAGGAGUCGUUUCUGUUUCCGAAAGGAUCGAAAAUAUCUUGAGAACGGUGCAAAAUGGUGAAACGGACAAGUUGGCGCAAGGAAUAUUUCACAAUUAUCCUGAAGUCUGCGAUCGAAAACUCGAUGAUGUGUCCACAUCGUUGGAGUGGUUUCAAUUUUACGACUUGAUAACAUCGCUCGUUAUGCACAAGCAGAUCUGGUCGCUGAUGCCCUAUACAAAUUAUGGAUUCAUCGCGUGGCACUUGCAUUUUGCGCGCAUGCAGAGAGUGAAAUUGUCUUAUCCUACAGUUUUUAACGAAGUGAAUCAAAGAUCAGCAAAGAACACAGGUAUCUUGACUGCGAUACGAAAGGUGUGCGGGCGCGAUACUUUCACCUUGACUACGGACAUUGCUGGUUUUAUGCCCGAUCUUCUUUCACCUAAAUUGCGUACAGUUCCUUCUCACUUAUAUUCGCCGAAUGAAAAAGCUGCUCUCGCUAGAAUAGUAAACGUUAUGCUCGAGUUUGGCUUGUCGUUCGUGCAGGAGAAGAAUCCGCAAGGCGGAUAUGUUUACAACAUAGACCCCAACAUUUUGGAUGUCGGUGUUCUUCCCGAUUGUAACGCACAUCGGUGUCUCGCGUACGCUGUACAACAGAUAAUCGCGCAAGAGCUGGAAGUUGAACGUUUGAAGCGUGCGAGUAUCUCGAUGGGUAUAAUCGAUCCCGAAAACGCAACGAAUUCGGAGAAUUCUAAAACUGUAGAAAAGGUUACAGAUAAACCCUCUCCGAAAAAUACUAAACAAUCUGAGAAGAGAGCAACAUUGUUAAAAGAAGUGGUAUAUAAAGAUUUUUUUGGAAAUAUCAUCACAACUGAAAACAAGAAGCAAAAUAAAACGAUAAAUCAUAUUUCACCGAGGUCUCAGAGAGGAUAUUCUCUGAUGCAGAACGUCUUGACAAAACAUGGAAUAUGGUAUAAAUAUAAAGAAGGCUGUAAUAAUGCCGUUCGUCGAAGUGUGUUCAUGGAAAAAUUCUUGUAAUAAAAUAAUUAAACAGCAUUCAUAACGAAAAAAGUA
Molecule: messenger RNA, 2876 nt
Organism: Harpegnathos saltator (Jerdon's jumping ant)
Lineage: Eukaryota; Metazoa; Arthropoda; Insecta; Hymenoptera; Formicidae
Gene: cutlet
Product: chromosome transmission fidelity protein 18 homolog
Exons: 11
Coding region: 255-2840 (861 amino acids)
Molecular function (GO): ATP binding; ATP hydrolysis activity
Source: RefSeq, a predicted model, not a curated record